AUGGGUUCUUCAACCAAGAGAGAUCGUGCGGAUUUCGUGCCUCGGCAUGAGGGACGUCACGUACUUCCCAACGAUCCUUUCUUCAGUAGGUUGCUUCGACACGCUCGCCGUGGACGAAUCGCGAUCACAGACGCCCCAGCCGGAGUCACUGUGACCUACGGUCAAUUGCUUGAUGCCGUUCUGUCGUUCAGAGAAGUCGUGCAAGGAGCAAUACCCGUGGAAGGCCUCGAACGGCUCCAGGAAGGGCGCGAAGUUUACGUUGGAGUCUUGGCUGCUGGAGGAUAUGAAUUCACAGUUGCCGUCCUUGCUGUGCUGGCGCUCGGUGCGGCGGUGGUGCCUAUGUUUCCCGCGGCACCACUUGAGGAGCUCGUAUAUUAUGCUACGAAAUCAGAACAAGUAGCGAUCUUGUCGAGCGCUUCCACGGCCAAUCUGGCUCAUGCUGCUGCAUCCGAGUGCGGUCUUAAGCAUAUCACGGUCCUGCCACAUCUACCUACGCGGGCGUCGCUUAAGCCUAUAGACAUGACCAUCUCAUCGGAUCCGCCUCGAGAUCCUCGCAGUCCUGGGGUCGUCAUCUUCACCUCUGGAACCACAGGUAAACCGAAGGGAGUGGUACUUCGGCGAACCUACACCCACGAAGCGGCCCUUGCAAUUGGCGACGGAUACGAUAUUAGUGCUUCUGACGUCGUUCUCCACACGCUUCCUGUGCAUCACACUACUGGACUGGGUACCUCAUUCUUCCCGUUUCUCAAUGCCGGUGCGUGUAUCGAGUUCCAUGGAAAGUUUGACGCAAAGACGGUCAUGGAUCGUUGGCUGCAAGGCGGGUUGACGGUAUUCUCAGCAGUCCCUACAAUUUACCAACGCCUCAAAUGGUUCGUUGAGAAACUUCCACAGCAGCAGCAGAUCCCGUACAAGCAAGCUUCUCGCCAAUUUCGUGCCUUCUUGUGCGGAUCUAGCGCUCUGCAAGACAACGUACAGGAAUACUGGAGCAGCAUCCGCAAAACGCCUAUUUUGACACGAUACGGUGCCACGGAGAUACCUGGUUGUCUGAGAGUUCCAUAUGAUCCGACAAGCACUCCUAGGGGGUCCGUUGGACUGCCUGUUCCAGGAGUCGAGUUGAGGAUCUCCCCAGAAGGAGAGUUGCUUGUGAAGUCACCUAACAUGUUUGCGAAAUACUUGGCUGAUCCAGAAGCUACGUUGAAAGCACACGAUGACGAAGGCUGGUAUCGCACAGGCGACAUCGCUCGGCAAGAAAAUGGAUACUAUUUCAUCGUCGGGCGGGCGUCCGUGGACAUAAUAAAAUCUGGUGGCUACAAGAUCUCUGCCAUCGACAUUGAGCGCGAAUGUCUCACGUUGCCAUACGUCUCGGAAGCUGCUGUUGUUGGCGUUGAAGACGAGGAGUUUGGGCAGCGUGUGGGAGCCAUCGUCGUUGCUCAUUCGAUACCGGACCUGACACUCGCAAAGCUGCGAUCGGAUCUCAGAGGUAGACUUGCUGGCUAUAAGUUGCCGACAAUCCUGAGGGUGGAGAGAAAUGAGCUGCCCAAGACCGCCACAGGCAAAGUUCAAAAGAAGCUCCUUGGCCCAAAAUUGAUCCCGAGUCCAGGCUACCUACAGAUGUCUGAGGUUCAGGUGUGGAAGAAGACUGCAAACACUGGCAUUGUUCGGGCGAGGCUAUAG
Cyphellophora attinorum is the source of this 1674-nucleotide messenger RNA. RefSeq names its product Malonate--CoA ligase. Gene Ontology annotation, molecular function: medium-chain fatty acid-CoA ligase activity. Gene Ontology annotation, biological process: fatty acid metabolic process. The record is from RefSeq and is a predicted model, not a curated record. Lineage: Eukaryota; Fungi; Ascomycota; Eurotiomycetes; Chaetothyriales; Cyphellophoraceae. The transcript is spliced from 3 exons. Bases 1 to 1674 code for a protein of 557 amino acids.